AUGCUUAGUUCUUAUACUGUCCCAUCUUUAAAUGAUGCUGUUUGUGACAAAGUUCUUUGGGGGGCUGAUUGCACUACUCGGUCUCUGUUUUCGGUCAGUACUGCUUGGGAAUCUUUAGAUGGGACUCAUCCGAUUGUACCGUGGUAUAAAUCGGUAUGGUUCUCGGGUCAUAUUCCUAAGCAUGCUUUCUGUUUAUGGCUUGCUUGUCAGAGACGUCUCCCUACUCAAGACCGCCUAAUAUGGAAGGAUGAACCCCCGGAUUUGAAGUGUUUGUUAUGUGGUAAUUGUAUUGAUAGCCAUGCUCAUUUAUUCUUCCAAUGUGUUUUUGCUCGGGAGGUUUGGGAAAGUAUGUUGCUUCUUGUGGACUUAAGGACUAUGCCGUCGUCUUGA
Molecule: messenger RNA, 390 nt
Organism: Cynara cardunculus var. scolymus (artichoke)
Lineage: Eukaryota; Viridiplantae; Streptophyta; Magnoliopsida; Asterales; Asteraceae
Exons: 1
Coding region: 1-390 (129 amino acids)
Source: RefSeq, a predicted model, not a curated record